Molecule: messenger RNA, 2726 nt
Organism: Alligator sinensis (Chinese alligator)
Lineage: Eukaryota; Metazoa; Chordata; Crocodylia; Alligatoridae
Gene: MCL1
Product: MCL1, BCL2 family apoptosis regulator
Exons: 3
Coding region: 16-396 (126 amino acids)
Biological process (GO): positive regulation of apoptotic process; extrinsic apoptotic signaling pathway in absence of ligand; mitochondrial fusion
Cellular component (GO): mitochondrial outer membrane
Molecular function (GO): channel activity; protein homodimerization activity; protein heterodimerization activity
Source: RefSeq, a predicted model, not a curated record
CAAAGGCAGCAAGAGAUGGAGAUACCUGAAGGGAUGCUCCGGAAGCUAGAAAUCAGGAAUGAGGAGGAUCUGCAGUCCGUAUCAGCAGUUGCAACCCACAUGUUCAGUGAUGGGGUAACAAACUGGGGGAGAGUGGUGACACUCAUCUCUUUUGGUGCCUUUGUUGCAAAGCACCUGAAAAGCAUAAACCAGGAGAACUGCAUCAACACGUUAGCAGGGAUCAUCACAGAUUUGCUUGUGACAGACAAACGAGACUGGCUAGUCAGCCAACGAGGCUGGGAGGGAUUUGUUGAAUUCUUCCAUGUAGAGGAUCUAGAAGGUAGCAUCAGAAAUGUUCUGAUGGCCUUUGCAGGCGUGGCUGGACUGGGAGCAAGCUUGGCGUAUAUGAUACGGUGAGCCCCGGAACAUGGGGUCAGUGACUGAAUUCCAAGCGAGCUAGUACUUGAGACUGGAGCUAGACACCUGCACGCUUUCAACUGUGGAGUAUUUACGAAUAUGUUCUUGAGGGAUCACAUCUGGGAAUCCCAUUGGUCCUCUUGCAUACAGGAAGGUUGUCAUCCAAUCAGAGUGAGGAUACCAACAAGGAUUUUCUUUUGCUAACGGGAGCAGAAAAUGGAGGGAUAAAAAAACAAGGACAGUAUUCCACAUCUUCCAAGGCAGAAUCACAACUGAAAGCAUAAGAGGACUAGAAAUAGACUCUUUUUUUUUUUUUUUAAAUCCCUAGUGGAAUGGUUCCCCUGAGCAAGUCUAUGUGCACCAGGAGUUUGUUUUGGUUUUCUUUUGUUUUUUGUCUUGGACUUCUUGAGUUUGUUAGAUUUGGAAUGAUGGCCAUGUGUGGAAUGGGUUUCAUUUUAAUUUAGCACAGUCCUGACUGUAGGCUACUGGGGAAUAAAUAGGGCCUUAGCAUUCAUUAGGUCUGGAACGACCAGCUUUCUUGUUAAACUAGAAGCAUUUGGAUGCCAAUCACCACAUACAUUCCAUGAGCAAUAGAAGGGUUCAGUUGCCUUGAAAGCCAAAAGCCCUGACCUCCUUGCUGUAGCUACUUUACUAUUGAUAGCCUGUUAAAAGGCCUCAGCCUAUUGUAUGUUAGCUCUCUAGGCAGUAACAAUUGCCCCCUCAGAUCACAAAAACAUCUGAGGCUAAAGAUGAGGUGGGGAGUGCAUUUGUAAGUAUGUAAAAACUUGUGGGUGGGGAGGCUGUACAGAAAGAACCGUGUAAAUGUCUAUGAAACUGUAGCAUAUGUACAUUUUUACAAAGAUUUAUCUCUUUUUGAUAAAGGUGUAAUGAGGACUUUUGAAUAUGGCUCCAGAAUUGUGACCACUUCACAGACAUUGUAGCAUUUUUCUAUAACCAAACCUUCUCUCUUGACUUGCCUUCCAGAAGCUCUCUUCCUUGUGGCCUGGUGACAAUACUACUUCCUUGGUAUAAAGAUCAGGAACCCAGUUGGUUCUCUGUGUCCUGUCACCUUUUCUGGCAACCGUUUAAGAUUCUAAUUUUAUUUUUUAUCUAGUUCAGGUUCAGUUGGGGGUGCCCGUCUUAGCAACAGCUGACGGCAGUUGUUUCCUUUUCCUUCUGCAUUUAUUUUUUAACUAUUUCUUAAAGACCCAACUUGAAGGUGAACUACUUGAAUGUAACAAUCUCUGCAACAAUAAAAACAGCUGAAUCGGAUUGAAUCUUUGAUCAAUACUAUGCAUCCCUUAACCUGACAGUCUAAAUUCAGUCCUUCAGCAGGUUAAACUUCAGGCUGGACAUGGUUGGCAGGGUGAUUGGAUGUUGAGUUUUAGAGCUCUGUUCAGCAGCUGGCUUGUUACCUGUUCUGUAGAGCCGCUUCACUCGAAUUUGGUCGGAGUGAGGUUUGAAUGCGGUGAGGAUUAACCUGCCUAGUGCUGGAAGCUAAUGUAAAACUAAAUUGAGACUAAACAUGGUGCUAACAUGAGGCUUGCUUAUUUACUCAAGUGAGCAUCCUGGGUUUGUCAAUAAAUGAUGUUUUUCUGUUCCGUUAUGCGGUAGCAACUUUUUUGUUGUACUUCCUUUACAUAGAAGCUAAGGCAACUCUGCUGAGUUAUAAUCCCAAAGCUAUUCCACUCAGCCUUGGACCUUUCCCCAGGAAGGUGUGACAACCCACCAGUUUAUGCUGUGAUCCUCCUUUGUCUCCUUGCUUCCAGCUGUCCCUAAACUUUCUGCAAAGGGUCUUCACUACAAUGGGGAUCUGAGAAUGCCUGUGCUUGUGUUCGUGACCCCCAAGUAUGCUGCAGGCCUGUGCCCCCAGCUACCAGCUUGCUUUGAGAGUUAAAUGAAUCCAAGAGACCACAGUUCUGAGGAGGAGGGGGUUGAAUCCUCGCUUUAGGUAGUGGAAGCUGCUCUUCAGCCCUUGCAGGCAAGGCGUGCAGCACAGACAUCACACAGGGCUGCAGGAAGGCGUUCCCGGUUGCAGCGGGUGGCUGAGCCCUGCUUAGCCACAAAGGGAGCGGCUGGUUUAGAGCCUGAAUGCACCAUGGCUGCAACUCUUAUCUAGUUUUCUUAUUUGAAGGGUGUCAGUUUUUUUCCAUCAGCAUUUCCUGCCCUGCUUGAAUGUCAGGCUAAAUUGUGUACAAAGUAAAUAUGUUCCCCACCUCCUCCAGGAAAUGUGCUUGCUCUAUUAGAUCCUAGCUCCUCUGCCACUUGGGCUGGUUGGUAUGCUUUCCUGUGCACAGUCUCCUACGAAAAUAAACCACAUAAGCAUAUGA